UAUACUCUCCAUUUAAAGCAUGUUUUCAUUUUUAAGGUUUUAUGUUAAAACUACUAGUUGAUAGCCUGGGGGGGAAAAUCAUGUUGCUUUUGUCUACCUAUGGGAAAAUGGUUUCAAAAUGGUGGGUUAGGAGACCAGAUGCUUUGGCUUACCUGCCUGCCUUAAUUCUAUCGGUUCAAUUGGUUCUUUUUAGUCGGCUAAAAUCCGCAGCUUGGCAUCUCUUAAAGGCGCCUGGCGGCGAGACAUUGGUACAAUAUAUGAAGACGGAGUUAAAUCCAGUUGUGAUCCAAAUUUGCUGAACUAGUUAGAGGGGAGGGAAUUUGGUCGUUCAGACCGUAACAUCGAUUAAAGAUAAACCGUAAGUUUCUUUACGAGGGAAAAAAAAAUCCUGUAGCAUACAUAGUAAUCGCUGUAAAUGGUUAGACGUUGCUUCGAUUAGCCGGCUACAUAACGAUUGUAGCGAGCAGAUUACUGGUUUGCGCGUAGAUGUGUAACAUCUUUAAUUAUUCUUCGUUUAGCUAUUGCCUCAAAUACGUAAACAGGUAAUGCACGCGCCAUGUAGCCCUCGAGCCAGCUACUUUACGUUACUUGGCAAUCAAGUGUCUCCUACCAUAGGUAACUAUCCAGAAUAACCAAUAAGCAGCAGAAAACUGUAACUGCUUUGUUCCUAACGAAUCUCGCAUGCGUGAUAUUCGAGGUUAUUUUCUUAACGUUUCACUUUUGAAAAGACUUAAUGUUUCCCGGAAAGUGGUGGAUUAUCCGCGAGCGGCGCGCUAGCUAACAUGACGGCGCGAGCAGCCGAGGACAGCCGCGUGACUAGUUAUCCGACUGCUCACGUAUACAGCAACUUCGGGCUUUGGUGAGAGGAGGGACACUUUCCCGGCUAACCCGUAACUAGUAAGCGGCCGCUUCACAAAAGACUGUUGGCAAGAUGGCUCGGGCCCCCCGGUGCUGAGCGAAAUCCCCGGACUCAAGUGACUGGGACCCGCUGUCAGCCCUAAUGUCCGUGUCAGUGGAGCAGGGCUGCAGCAGCAGCAGUUGCUCUGGCACCCCCGCUGGCUCGGUGGUGGAGGUGAGCUUCCCCAGCGUGAGGACGGCUGUAUUGGACAGCCUGAACCGGCAGCGGGAGGAGGGCCGGCUGUGUGACCUGUCCAUCCAGGUGCAGGGGCAGGUCUUCCGGGCCCAUCGCUGUGUGCUGGCUGCAUCCUCGCCCUACUUUCAUGACCAGGUGCUUUUGAAGAACAUGUCCACGGUCUCCAUCCCAGCUGUCAUGGAUCCUCUAGCUUUUGAGAGCGUGCUGAGUUGCGCCUACACAGGGCAGCUCCGCAUGCUGCGCGAAGACAUCGUCAACUACCUCACUGUGGGCAGCGUGCUGCAAAUGUGGCACAUCGUGGACAAGUGCACCGAACUCCUGAAGGAGAGCCGAGGGUCGGGGAGUGGCCCUCAUGCCGGUGGCACCCAGGGUAACACUGGCUGCAGCAGCAGCAAUAGCAACAACGGCAGUUCUAGCGGCAUGCUAGGGGUCGGGGCCCAUGCUGGGGAUACCCAUUCUGGAGCUCCGCCCCCCAGCCGACCGGCCCUGAACGAGAGCCAAUCACCCAGUAGCACUAACUAUUUCAGCCCUAGAGAGACAGGCUUUGGAGGGGGCACUGCAGCUGCUGGAGCAUCAGGAGAUGGGGCCAUAAACUCUACCCCCAGCUAUUGCACUCCAUCCGGGGGCGAUGAAAGCUUUCUGAUCGAAGAAGAUGACGAAGACGAAGAGCUGCUUUACCCCAGAAAACAGGAGAGGGGGAGCGGCAGGAGGAAGAAGACAAGCUCAGUUUCUGAUCAAGAAGUUGGCGUGAGCGACAGUUUCGGGGUGUCCUCCUAUCAGGAUGGCGACCCCUGUCCUCCCCAGAAGCGCCCUACCUACAGCCAGCCCAGCAUCAUGCCUCGCAAGCAGUGGGUGGUGGUGAAGACUGAGCGACCCCAGGAUGAUGAGCUAAUCGUGGUGUCCGGGGAGGAAGGUGGAGAGGAGGAUGAGGACAGGGAUAUGGAGCUGGAGAGGGUGCGGGAGAGGGAGAGGACAUUCAACAUAUCUGACGUGAGGACCCUCUCCGGGGAGAUGGGCACCAGAGGCGAAGCUGAAAUGGAGGCACAGGUAGAUUACUGCCAGUCCUCUGAAGACUACCUCAAGUUUGACAGUGACCUGAUGGAUCAGUCAGCACCACAACACGCUCACAAUACCUCUGGUAACUCAAGUGGCAGAGCAAUCUCUGCCUUACUGGGACCCGUUCAGUCUGGUGCUACGAGAGCCCAGCUUUUCCCUAUUGACAUGCAGGGAAAUCAGAUCCUGCUCUACAGCCAAGGAACCCUGGAGCCCUCCCCUGCAGGUGCAGUUGUGGGUGGGGCAUCCCUGAAAGGGAUGGGAUUGGAACACGGUGCCGUCCAUCUGUCAGGACAGGGCGGGCUGGAUGGCUUAGAUGGAGCUGGGGGCGGGGCCUCUGGCAAGGUGUUCAUGUGCCACUGUGGGAAGACCUUCACCCACAAGAGCAUGCGGGACCGGCACAUCAACAUGCACCUGGACCUGCGGCCGUUCCACUGCCCGGUGUGCGCCAAGAAGUUCAAGAUGAAGCACCACCUCACCGAGCACAUGAAGACGCACACAGGCCUCAAGCCUUACGACUGCCACAGCUGUGGAAAGAAGUUUAUGUGGCGCGACAGCUUCAUGAGGCACCGCUCGCAUUGCGAGAGGCGCGGGGGCGGCAGUGCCGCAGAGGCGGGGGCUGGCCUGGAGGGGGCGGGCAUCAUCUCCUCGCCCCACCACACAAACAGUGAUGUCAGCCAGAGGCUUCCCACCAGUGGUGUCGGUGGCAGGAGCGGAGUCCCUGUCAUGUCCCCCCAUCAUUCCAGCAGUGGCAGCAGCGUGUCCAGCCUGACCAUGACAGGUUCGGGGCCUCUGUUAGGGGUCUCUUCUCAGAGCUCGGCACACAGUCUAGGGUCCGCCGUUUUUGGGCUGGGAGGUAACCGUGGCGGUUGUGAGGACGAGGUGUGCGAGGUGACUGUGAGCGAGAGCAGCGUCACAUAGAUUUCAUUCUGGGCACAAAGACAAGCGUGUAAGACGGCGGUCUAGACUUUGGGUUUUCUACGUCAUCUGUCAUCUUUGUAAGUCAAACAUCAACACCCCCCUUCGGGGCUCAGUGGCAGCCUGGAGGCUGCCCUUUGACUGAAGCACGCCGCCCUGGUGUUCUCGUCAUGCGUGUCAUGCAGUGAGACCCCAUGCGUGCACAUGUCUCCACAGUGCUGCCCACCUUUCUGUGACACACUCCUGUCACAAAUGGUCUCCUUAAGGUUUAUGACCAGUGUCACUGUCCCGUCCCAGUCAGUGGCAAAUCAGUGUUGGUUAUUCCUAUUCCCAAAAACAUGAUUCCAUUGUUAAUACUGUGUGCGUGCGCUCACAGUACGUGUUUACAGAGUCUUCAGAUUAUUCAAUGUUUUAAAGUUUCGGUCUGUUGUAGAAACCGAUGGUUGAAUGGAGCCCCUUCACAGCAUUUUCCACAUAUCAGCUAAGACAAGAACGAGCUAUUGGGGAGUCGUGUGUGGAAAUCGGAAGGAUGCUGAUCUUUUCAUCUGGAAAAAACUCACGCAGACACAUUUUUAAAAAAUGAUGUCUAGGUUACAGAAUCUCUUACUCUGCUUCGAAUCACUCGUCGCUGCCUUCUAUGAAGGCUGUUCAUGAUGGAAUCAAAAUGGAUAUAUGAGAAACGUGAUACUGUCCAUAAAAAACAUAAUUAGGGAAGAAUCGUAAGGAGGCUUAAGAUACAUUUCAGGUGUGAAUUUCCCAAAGCCGCUUUUAUGCUGCAUCAUUCGUAAAUUCUAUCUUUCAACAUAGAUCUUAUGAAUGACAUAGUGUUAAGAAGGCUUUGGGAAACUCACCCCAGUCCAUUAUUACGUCACAUCCAUGUCCGUGUCACACCCAUCAGAAAUAAAUAUACCUGAAAUUAAUUACAAAGAAUAUGCUACAUGCAGCCAGUCAGAUGUGAGGAUUCAUUUUAUAUUAACUGCUGGCUUCUGGAAGUUUUCCAUUCACAUAUUCGCCUUGGUCAUGAAUGAUUUUAUGUGUCUGGAUUGUGGAAGUCUUUAGAAAGAAACUGUGAAUGGGCUAAUAUUAAUAUAAUAUUAUUUGGGGAAAAUUUUGAGAUUUAUGUGCAUCUGAGAUUUUACAAGGCACAUUAGUCUUGCUUUGGACUAACUGCUGUUUUGAUAAUAUUAUGUAAAUACUUAGAGCGAUCUAGAAAUAUUUAUGUUUGGACAGCGAUUUUGACAAAACAGGUAAAAUGGAGAAAUUUUACAGACACUAUACAUGAAAUCCUUUUGCCUUAUUGGUACUUAGACACAUUGAAUGAGUGGAGAAUACAGAUAUUAGAGGUAAGCAGUGCAACAUAAUUAUCCUCACUGGCUCAAAACGGCAUAGCAGAGAUGAGUCAAAUUUAAUAUUUUGAUACAUACGAUACAGGGAAGUAUUUGUAGAUAUCUGUAAAAUACUUGGACCAUUUUGUAGCAUUCCUUUCCCAAUUUCUUCCAAUUUCCAGAUGUCUAUGUUCAUUGUAGUCAUUUGAGGAGGCUCAUGGAACAGGUGUGCUGGAAUGUGGCCGUUUGUGGUCCUGGAUCCAUUUUUUGGCACAUGUGACACGUUGGAUGCUUAAUAUCCCUACAAUGUGGUGUAGAAGUGAAACACAUCGGCACUCAAGGAAUUGGCUGAUGUUUAAAUGUACAGUUCCAUUUUCAAAAUGCCUGGGGGAAAAACAGUGAAAAUUGAAAGAAAGUAGUAUUUUAGUUUAAUAUCUUAAAGAAAAAAUACUGUAGCCGCUGCAUUGUAGAAAGAAAGCAGCCAGUUUUUCAUUGGAUCCUUUGUUGUUAACUGCUAUACAACUCUGUGUGGAUUUUAACUUGCAUUUGUUUAUAAGUCUGCAAAAGGACACUAAAUAUUCAUCAUUACACAAGCCUGUUUUUGCCACACUAUGGGCAUCAGUUAAAGUUCUCAGACUGUAACUGGAAAUAUAGACAUCGGUGUUGUCAUUGCUAACCUCCAUAGAAGCGUGAGAUGGGAAAUAAAUAAUCUCUGUCACAAC
Messenger RNA from Paramormyrops kingsleyae, 5111 nucleotides. It is a transcript of the gene zbtb22b, whose product is annotated as zinc finger and BTB domain containing 22b. The record is from RefSeq and is a predicted model, not a curated record. Gene Ontology annotation, molecular function: protein binding; RNA polymerase II cis-regulatory region sequence-specific DNA binding; DNA-binding transcription factor activity, RNA polymerase II-specific. NCBI's taxonomy places the organism in Eukaryota, Metazoa, Chordata, Actinopteri, Osteoglossiformes, Mormyridae. Gene Ontology annotation, biological process: regulation of transcription by RNA polymerase II.